Messenger RNA from Lingula anatina, 993 nucleotides. Its product is annotated as baculoviral IAP repeat-containing protein 7-A-like. Gene Ontology annotation, cellular component: nucleus; cytoplasm. NCBI's taxonomy places the organism in Eukaryota, Metazoa, Brachiopoda, Lingulata, Lingulida, Lingulidae. The record is from RefSeq and is a predicted model, not a curated record. Gene Ontology annotation, molecular function: cysteine-type endopeptidase inhibitor activity involved in apoptotic process; ubiquitin protein ligase activity. Gene Ontology annotation, biological process: positive regulation of protein ubiquitination; negative regulation of apoptotic process; regulation of cell cycle.
AUGCAUCAGCCACCACGCAUAGGAGACCUACCUAAUCUCGACGAAAACCCCGUGGUGUACGAAAGGGCACGUCACCCGGCUUUUUCCACCAUUCACGCCAGACUAUCGACCUAUGAAUCGUGGCCUCCCGAAAAAGACCAAACGCCGGCGUCGCUCGCAGAGGCAGGCUUUUUCUAUGCGGGUUUUAACGACAAUGUGAAGUGUUUCUUUUGUAGCGGCGGGUUGAAGAACUGGGAAGUUGGGGAUGAACCUUGGAGGGAACACGCCAGAUGGUUUCCUAAAUGUGGAUUUUUAAAACAAUGUAAAGGACUAGAGUUUAUACGGAGCGUUGUGAGGUCUAGACGGGGGUCACCUCCUGGUAUCCCGGGGGCCGGACUGGAAGGUGCACCAUCCUCUCAAACGUUGACAUAUAUUUUAAUUCAUUUUCAUUCUGGCCCACGUACAUUGAGUGCUGAAUUAAGAAAACCCUAUGCUCGUGCUGCGUUAGAUGUGGGUUUUGAGGAAUCCCUGGUGAAACAGGCCAUUCAGCAAAGAUGGGAUACACUUGGAGACGACUUCCCAAAUGCACCUGCUCUUUUAGACGCUCUAUUUGAACUACAGUCAUCUGACAUCACCAAACCACGUGACACUGAAUCCCCUGUCGAAGGCGCGUCUGCGCUCACAACACCCGAAAAGAAAGAAAAAUUGAAAGACGAAGGGAAGACGAAGACAGAGGACCCUUAUGAAGAUAUCAGAAAGGAAAACCAACGUCUCAAAGAACUAAAACUGUGUAAAAUUUGUAAAGCGGCCGAUGCUGAUGUCUUAAUUUUACCUUGUGCGCACAUUGUGUCUUGUGACAAUUGUAAGCGACACCUUUCUUUUUGUCCCGUCUGUGGUGGAAGAAUAACAGCACUCGUGAAAACGUACCCUGCUUAAGGUGCAUUUCCUUUCGGUAGACAUUUACGGGAACCUUUGUUAUUCAGGUCCUCGUAUCAUUGGAAGUAUCAGUGCGUG